Molecule: messenger RNA, 4884 nt
Organism: Hydatigera taeniaeformis
Lineage: Eukaryota; Metazoa; Platyhelminthes; Cestoda; Cyclophyllidea; Taeniidae
Source: the annotation of a GenBank genome assembly
AUGAGUAACAACGUUAGGUCGUGCAUCGAGCAUACGACAAGCAGUGUCUUCUCAGAUGAAACCGAGAUUGCCUCUGACAUUGAGGCAGAUCUGCAGGAGCUGCCAGCAGGAGGUGAGGAUUUGGAAACCGAUGCCACCUCUUUCGUUGGUAGCAUCACCAACAGCUUUGCGUCACCGCCGUUUGCUGGUAGUUUCUCUUCUCUUCUUUCUGACUCCUCCGCUGCGCCCCCUCUCUCAGAAGAUGAGGCAUUGAUGCAGUCGUCACAACCUCAGCAUGUCUACCUUCGCUCUGCUUCUCUCAGGAGUGUACACACUCAACUUCUCAAUGCCCAGUUGGGAGAGAAUUGCGGUUCACCUAGCUGCAUUUCCUUGCAAGGUUUUGUUGUGGUCGGUACGAACAACGGUUUCAUCUUUGUUUUUGAUCGCCGUCAGAAGCUGCUGCUCUGCAUCGACACAAGCGCCGCUGAGGUGGGUUUGGGGCAGGGUUCAAUUACCUCGUUGAGUCAGAAUCUCUCGAGCAGUCGACUUCUCAGCGGUUUUGCCAGCGGUCGUAUUGCGAUGUGGCAAUUACCCAAAGGUGCCGGCAACGCAACUUGCGAGUGCAUCGAAAAUGAGGAUAAGGAGGAGGAACAACCUCAGUUGAAGGCUGAGGAGAUCAAGAAAAAGAACCAAGGCGGUGGUGUUUCUCUGCGCAUUAUCGAUGAUGCGCAUUCAGACGGGCAAUCUGUUAUAUUCUGCGCCUUCACGUCGCUACCAACCGUGGCGGUUUCGGUGGAUAGCAGUGGCUCUGUCUACGAGCUGGAUUUUAGACGGGGAAUUAUGGGUCGUAGCACUCUAUCAACUUGCUUCUUCUCGGGCAGCCAUGGAGAAAUCUGCGCAAUUUCUCCCCUGCGUCCCACUCAGACGACUGGCCUACCACAGAACUAUCAUCGUUGGCCGGCUUUUCGUGCUCUUCUCUGUUCCGCCAUGGUUGCUAUGGCUUCUUUUACCAAGGUUAUUGUUAUUGCGCUGAAGCCCAAGUUCAGUGUUAUAUAUUGGCAACACCUCAAGGGUUCGCCCUCUUCUCUACCCUUGCUGGCGUGGUCGUGGUGCAUUCCUAGUACAGCGGAUUACAAGCUGGACGAGAGUAUGGCCUUUUUGGGUUUUGCUCGCGGAUCUACGAUCCAUCUUGCUCGCAUUUCCACACGUCCACUCGAUCCUCAUGCCGAAGUCUCUUCAGGCACUUACGUCUUUACCUUCAGCGGGCGGCAGUUCAUUCACCAAUUCAAUCUCCUCCGGACAAUCUCCCUUGAUCGACGCAUUGUAACCCUUCAUUUCUUCACCCUCGAUCAUCUCGCUAUCCUUGACUCCGAGGAGAUAUUACGAUUGUAUGAUGUAUCGACCGAACGUGAAGUGGAGUCUGUUGAUCUCACGACAGUUGGGAUCUACUACAACUCGGGCGCUUUCAAGGCUCUUGCUGUUGGGGGCACUGUCAGCGAGGCUUUGACCUGUGCUAGUGAACGCGCCUGUGCCAACUCACUCACCUCAGCAGACGGAAGGUUGAUGGUGAUGGGCAAAAACGGUAUUUCAAUGCUCGUACUUAAAUCGUGGAAAGAGCGAGCAAUCAGCCUUUUUAAAGCCGACCGCGUUGGUGAGGCCCUGGCCAGUUGUCGACAGGUGCUACAAGUGGACUCUACACCUGAUUUACGGGAAUCCCUUCUCCAAGUUUUAACCCACAUGCCCCUCACUCAGCCUAAAUGUCAUCUUACGCUUCCAACCACUGCCACUCUUGUCGAGAUUUGCGUUGUAGCAGACCUCAUGGACUUCCUUAAUGCUGGUGUGAUUCCUAUGUAUCGACAGGAUCCGCUAACAUAUCCACUGCUUUUGCAAUGCCUUUGCAACCGUCUUCUCCAAGCCCGACCUAUCUACGAGACACCCGACAAUGGUGGCACUGAAUGCUGUCUUAGGUACAUUUCUCCCGAUAUCAGCAUGGAAUUGCUGACGUGGUGCAUCUGUGGCUCGAACACCUCUCUGUCCAGUGCCUCCCUUGCCGCCUCUGAGUUGGCCUUACAGAGCCUCUCGGAGCGAAAAACCUCAAAACAUCAACAACAACUGCAAAUGCGGGUAAAAAAUUGCCGUUCACUUGCUGAGUCAUGUCUUGUGCGUUUGUCGCCAACCAGUCUCAACAUAGACAAGGUUCUGAAAUUCUGCCUCUCCAAUGGCCUAUACCAAGGCUUUAUGUACGUUUAUACGUACGUGCUGAAGGACCAUGAGGCGGCUUUCCGAUGGCUGACGGAUCUGCUGAUUAAGAAGGCACAGUUACUCGUUGAACGAACAUUCUCUCCAGGUACUCCAUCAUCCCUUCCUGUUCAUUCCAUUGCUUCGUUAGAGUCUUUGGAUAAUCUUGACGCCAGUGAAGCAGUUAAUGCCAUCCUUCUCUUCCUUCGAUCUUGCUUUGUCGGUGAGGAAGUCUUCGGUAUGCCCCUUGACCCACAGUUUUACGCUGAUGUCCCUAACAAGAUUUUCAAUCUCCUCCUCUCCUCACACAUCUCUUCACCAGAGUAUCAGCAUAAAUAUUUCUCACAACACACUACUUCAGCAACCUGUGCCAUGCCUCGUCUCCGUGCCCUCUUGCAUUUCGGUGGCACUGUAGAUCUCCUAAAUAUGCUUACACUGGUUCUACGCGAAAGUCCCUUUUUCUCCAUGCAACAGCUUUCUCUUAAUCUAAGUCGUCAGCGUAGACAGCGCCUAUUUAAUGCCCUCGUGACAUGCCCUUUAGAUGAGGCUGGGGAGAUUUUGUUGCCAGUUGAUUCUGCAGAUAUAAUUCGUCUACUGUGCUUCAUCGGGGAACAGAUUCUCCUUCCGGAAAAUAGUUCCCUCGCUUUUGAAAGCCAGAAGAUAUUUAAGAUGCUGGAAUAUCUCUCCAAGCGUACUGGUUUUUGUGAAUCGAUUAAUUUACCUCUAUCGGAACUCUCCGAUGUCCUCUACCGGCUUCUGUUUUCUGGACGCAUAGACGCCUCGCAGGAUCUGCUAGAGGUGGCAGAAAAUGUUGGCUUGAAUGAUUUCUGCGAGCAGGUCUACCGUAGCCAAGGCAAAGUGGAGGCAGUGCUCUCCUGCCUCCUCACCAGUCUCCAACGCGUAGUCUCUUUUCAACCGGUGCGCGACGAUACGAAACUUCACAACCUUGUUUCUCGGAUUUUUAUCCUUCUCAGUGAUCAGUUUGCUUCGCCCGUGGAGACAGGGAAUAGUUUUGCGCCACUUGUUAAUCGGUUUCUUAAAUUUGUCGAGUACGUGCAUCCCCCUCGCAUCUUUCAGCCCUACACUCGUUUGGAUCCUCUACGUUCCUUAAUCCUCCUGAUGCAAGCAAUCGGUCCCUCAAUGCGACGCAUUUUGUGCGCACUGGACUUUAUUUUCAUGAGUGACGAACCUCUUCCCUGUAAUUUACUUUUUCACUCCGUUUCCUCCCAAAACUCUCAACUACCCUUCGACGCGAAGGUACCUUUAGCUGUUGAUGGGCCUCAUCAUCCUGCUGCAAUCCUUAUUCUCGAACCGUUCUACAAACUGCUGCAUUCUGAUACACCGGAGAUGGAGCGGGAUAAUGUGAUCGCCAAACUGGCGGUGAAUGUAAAUCUUCGCCUGGCACUGGAUGAACUAUUGGCGAAGCCAGAUCCCCUGGUGGCCGAGCUCUACGUACGACUCCUCCUUGCUAAUAAUCAACGUAAAAGGGCCUGCGAGUUCCUUACUCUUAAUGGAGAGUAUCGGGCCUCUGUUCUUCUUGAAUUCCUGGACGAUGAAAUCUACCUCCGAGAGCUUGCUUAUAUAUAUGAGAAGAUUGGAGAAAAGGAAAAAGCAUCGGAUCUCCUAAAGAAGGACUUUCUUGUUUACUGGAACCGUCUUGUUGAUUGCUGCAGCACUGCCCCCACCAUGACGAAUAGUGGCUGGGCUGAUGGCUGCGAACAGGUCCAUUCAUGCGCCGAUGCUUGGUUUGCCUUUACUGCUCGCCAAUGCUCUAGCAAGCGUUCUUCUAUCAACGAGCCACCAUGGUAUGUCAUUAUUGACACCCUCUCGGCUCUUCGAAAGCAGCAGCUACCAGACCAGCUAACAUCAGAACUAAAUUGUAUAUUUCAUAAAAUGUUGGAAUCCUCCAGUCCUUAUGUUCCCAUUCCUGCCCUCAUCAAUCGCGUCCUCCAGAUCUCUGACGCCUCAGUGGCUUCGUUUGGUUCUGCAACGAAUCGUUUUCUGCUUCAAUUAGUGGGUGUAUGGCAGAAGGAAGGGAGUCUUAUGCGGGAUUGCCGUCGCCUCAUGGCAAAUGACAUAAAUGCCCUCGAGCAGCUUCUCGUUAGUGCUCUGAAACGUGGAUUGGGGCUGAGACGAUACAGCUGCUACCUUUGUGGUCUAACAUUCGCUCGAAGAUACAGGCGAUUGCGUUCCUUAGUUACCUGUCGUCUUCAUACCGGUGGAUUCUCUACACUUGAUGCAAGGCAGUCGACGCGACCGGAAAUACUCUUGUUUUGGUGCGGUCACGGCGUCCACGUUGAUUGCUAUGAGAGCUGUCGAGAUCGCCGCAAGGGUCGUCUACCAGAGGAUAGGCAGUUCUUCUGUUUACAGUGCACUAAUCUUCUCGAUCCCUCUACUCCACCGCCCCUUCUUGGUUGUGUUGGUAGCGAGGCAAGUGAGGACUUGGCUGUCCCCAUCACCCUGUCAUCACCCACCUUUUCCUCCUACUUCCUCGACGUGCACGACGAAAUACAAGUUCGUAGGACCCAUCCUAAUCAAGUAAGUAGUCUUCAUGUCGAAUAUGGCAAUGCAGUUCCCGAGUCAAUAAUAGCUCUGAAUGAGUUUGCUGACAGUCGUAGCAACAUUCUAGGAGCAAGUUGGGUAAUUAUGAGCUGUCCGCAAGAUUAA